GCCAACUCCACUUUAGGCAGAAGAAGAUGAAAAAGUCAGUGAUGUGUUACAUGAUUGUUAUCUCUCAACCUCACCCACCCCCAAUCCCAGUUAACCACACAUAUCAAAACAACCAGAUUCUAAUCUAACAAUAAUAAUCCCAUUCCCUUCUUCGAUUCCAUUUUUCUUUCCCUUCCUUUCUCGUUGUUGUUGUUGUUGUUGUUGUUGCUGCUUCCAAGAACUGCGGAGACAGAGAGACAGAGAGAGAGGGAAAAAAAAAAGAAAAAUAAAAAAUUAAAGAAACUCGAUCGUUUCCGAUGGAUUCGACGUUCUACGAUCCGGAGUCGGGCGACGGGGAGGGGGCGCAGCUGGGCGUGUACGUGCACCACGCGCGCGGCAUCCACAACAUCUGCAUCUACGCGAGCCAGGACGUGUACGCGAAGCUGUCGCUGACGCGCAGCCCCGACGAGGCGGUGUCGACGCGCGUCGCGGCGGGCGGCGGCGCCAACCCGCGGUUCGACGAGCUGGUGGCCGUCGGCCGCGUCGCCUCCCCGCGGUCCGCCGUCCUCAAGUGCGAGAUCUGGAUGCUCAGCCGCGCCCGCAGCCUCCUCGACGACCAGCUCCUCGGCUUCGCCCUCGUCCCCCUCUCCUCCGUCGCCGCCGCCGCCGGCCGCUCCCUCACCCAGGACUUCUCCCUCUCCUCCACCGACCUCUUCCACUCCCCCGCCGGCACCGUCCGCCUCACCCUCUCCCUCGACUCCCCUCCCGCCACCGCCGCCGCCGCCGGCAGCACCGCACCGUCGUCCGCCGGCAUCACUUCCGAGGUCGUCAUUCUCGACCCGGCCGACUACCGCCGGCUCGAGCCCCCCGACGUCGCCGUCGAGGAGGAGAACCGGCGGAUGGUCGCCGAGUACUUCGACAUCAUGUCGCCCGCGUCGACGGCGACCGCCGCUCCUCUGCUCCGCCUCGACUCCGACUACGAUAUGACGUCGCCGAAUUCUCCCGACGACGAUCCUUCUUCCUUCGCUUCCUCCGCCACCACCACCACCACCACCACUAGUCUGAGCGACGAGAGCAAGAAGAUCGCCGCAGAUUCGUCUUCUUCCUCCAAUUCAUCAUCAUUAGCCGCGGAGGCCGUCGGCACUCCGACUUCGAAACCCGGGGCGGUGGUGGAGAGUAGUUGUAGCAAGCUCGAGAACGAGCACUCCAAGGACCGCAAAGCCGGCGCCGAAUUGGGGUCGGUGUUCGAGUCGCCGAUGGGGAACAUAAGCCUCGAGGCGGAGCAGGCCGCGAUGCAGCAGCAGAUCGUCGAGAUGUACAUGAAGAGCAUGCAGCAGUUCACGGAGUCGCUGGCGAAGAUGAAGCUGCCGAUGGACCUCGACAACCCGCGGCCGGACGACGACCGCGGGGCCGUAAUCCAGAGCCAGAAUAAUGAUAACAACAAUAAUGAUACCAAGUUGGAUGUGGAAGAGAAGAAUAAGAAGAAGGAUGGGUCCAGAGUGUUCUACGGAAGCAGGGCAUUUUUCUGAGAGGAAUGCGUUUGUCGAAAAACUUAAGAUGGUGGAUGGUUUGUCAUUGUGAGUGUUAGUAUCUGUCCAUUACUUGGCUUAUUUUUCCUCUGUUUCGGAACUUAUAUAACAGAGAGAUACAGUUGUGCUGUUUGAAUUUGUCACAUAUAGAUAUAUAUAUUACGAGUCUCUUUGUAGCAAUUUUUGUGGGUAUUGGGUUUUCUCUUAAUCAUGUAUCUUGAAACGUAGUUUCAAUGGAACAAAGUUUAAUGACAUGAGAAGAGAAACUGGAGUGCUAUCUCGCCGUUUAGAUCAUAUAUGUCUCUGCAUGAGUAACUCUGCAGUUUGUUUUCGACGAAAACUUACCGCGACUCGACGGUCCGACUAGCUGAGCCAAAUCAAACUCAACGUGGAAGCUCAUUUCGUAAAGAAGCAAUGCCCGAAACCGCGAUAGUCCAGCUAAACAACUUAGACCCGAUGUUUGCGGCCAAAGGUGAGUGGCAGGAACAUUCAGCAGAAAUCAGAACUGAUGGUGUCACUCAUGGCUAAAUGGCAGGAACGGUUACCGACAGCAUAUCCGGCAACAUCAGUUUGCGAGAAACGGGAGAACAGUUGUAGCCCGCGAACAAGACUAGCUACCGACGCCCCGACACGAAAAACAUCAACACCAGGCUUUGUCUUCUUAUUACAGAAGCUUUGUAUUCAAUUUCAGCUUACUAUUUCUGCAACUUAGGCUAACUUGUACCUCAUCUUCUAAGUCGAUAUAAUUGUUUCUGAGUGUAGAUUUUUCUCUCCUGUAACUCUCAACCACAGGUAUUUGGGUUACUUCAGCAAUUCAAUGAAACCAUUGUGACA
Messenger RNA from Ananas comosus (pineapple), 2342 nucleotides. RefSeq lists its product as uncharacterized. The transcript has a single exon. The record is from RefSeq and is a predicted model, not a curated record. Lineage: Eukaryota; Viridiplantae; Streptophyta; Magnoliopsida; Poales; Bromeliaceae. Bases 297 to 1508 code for a protein of 403 amino acids.